Messenger RNA from Xenopus laevis (African clawed frog), 6683 nucleotides. It is a transcript of the gene myo5a.S, whose product is annotated as myosin VA S homeolog. The coding region runs from base 354 to 5915 and encodes 1853 amino acids. NCBI's taxonomy places the organism in Eukaryota, Metazoa, Chordata, Amphibia, Anura, Pipidae. The record is from RefSeq and is a predicted model, not a curated record. Gene Ontology annotation, biological process: actin filament organization. The transcript is spliced from 41 exons. Gene Ontology annotation, molecular function: actin filament binding; cytoskeletal motor activity; ATP binding. Gene Ontology annotation, cellular component: myosin complex; actin cytoskeleton; cytoplasm.
CCCCUAGGCGGCCAUGCUUUGCUCUCGUGUUGUUCCCUGUAACAUCAGUGCACGAGGCAGCGCUCGCAGAGACAGGGGAUGAGGCUCCAGCUGCAGCCGGUGGGAGGCAGAGUCAGCUCAGCAAUCUCAGCUCAAGAGUGAAAGGCAACAAUCGCAGCUUCUUCCCCUCCAGCUCUCGCUCAUACCCACAAUGCACAGAGUCUGACACCAAAAUAGAAAUCUGGGAGGCAGGUAACAUGGCGAUUGUCAGCGGCACCUCUGGCUGAACGCAUCUCCCGGGAGCGCUGGGUAUACUGACGGCUUCAGGCGACCGCCCUGUUCCUUGUACAUUACCGGAGCGAAGGUGAAGCAGCAUGGCAGCAUCCGAGCUGUACACAAAGCAUGCAAGGGUAUGGAUCCCUGACCCAGAGGAAGUAUGGAAAUCUGCAGAGAUCCUCAAGGACUACAAGCCGGGAGACACCAUUCUUCGGCUACGUCUGGAGGAAGGCACGGAUUUGGAAUACCAUCUUGAUGCCAAGACAAAGGAUCUCCCCCCUCUGAGAAACCCAGACAUCCUUGUGGGAGAGAAUGACCUCACUGCCCUGAGUUAUCUCCAUGAGCCAGCCAUUCUACACAAUUUGAAAGUACGGUUUAUAGACUCCAAACUUAUUUAUACUUACUGUGGCAUUGUUCUCGUAGCUAUAAACCCUUAUGAACAGUUGCCCAUCUAUGGCACAGACAUCAUUAAUGCGUACAGUGGGCAGAAUAUGGGGGACAUGGAUCCCCAUAUUUUUGCAGUGGCAGAAGAAGCAUAUAAACAAAUGGCCAGGGAUGAGCGCAAUCAGUCUAUUAUUGUAAGUGGAGAAUCUGGAGCUGGGAAAACUGUCUCUGCCAAGUAUGCCAUGAGAUACUUUGCAACAGUCAGUGGUUCUGCCAGUGAAACAAAUGUUGAAGAAAGAGUGUUGGCCUCCAAUCCCAUCAUGGAGUCUAUAGGUAAUGCUAAAACCACAAGGAAUGAUAACAGCAGUCGCUUUGGCAAAUACAUUGAAAUUGGCUUUGACAAACGCUACAGGAUUCUUGGUGCCCACAUGAGAACCUAUUUGCUGGAGAAAUCUAGAGUGGUGUUUCAGGCUGAAGAAGAGAGGAAUUAUCACAUCUUUUAUCAGCUGUGUGCAUCUGCUGCUUUGCCUGAGUUCAAGAUGCUUCGACUUGGCACUGCCAAUGAUUUCCACUAUACAAAGCAAGGAGGCAGUCCUGUGAUUGAUGGCGUUGAUGACCAGAAGGAAAUGAGAAACACAAGGCAAGCUUGCACCUUACUAGGAAUUGGAGAAUCAUCUCAAAUGGGAAUUUUUAGGAUUUUAGCUGCUAUACUUCACCUGGGGAAUGUGGAAAUUAAAUCUCGGGAUUCAGAUAGCUGCUUAAUUCCACCAAAACACUUACCCCUUAAUAUAUUUUGUGAUCUUAUGGGUGUGGAUUACGAAGAGAUGUCUCAUUGGCUGUGCCACAGGAAGCUGGUUACUGCUGCUGAGACCUACAUCAAGCCUAUUUCCAGGUUACAAGCCACAAAUGCCAGAGAUGCCCUGGCUAAGCACAUCUAUGCUUUCUUAUUUAACUGGAUUGUGUGUCAUGUCAACAAAGCUCUUCUUUCCUCAACUAAGCAGAAUUCGUUUAUUGGCGUCCUUGAUAUAUACGGGUUUGAAACAUUUGAAAUCAACAGCUUUGAACAGUUUUGUAUCAACUAUGCUAAUGAAAAACUCCAGCAACAGUUUAAUUUGCAUGUUUUUAAGUUGGAACAAGAAGAAUAUAUGAAGGAGCAAAUUCCAUGGACGUUAAUUGAUUUUUAUGAUAACCAACCUUGUAUCAAUCUCAUUGAAGCUAAAAUGGGUGUUCUGGAUCUUCUUGAUGAAGAAUGCAAGAUGCCCAAAGGGUCAGACAGCACAUGGGCACAGAAGUUAUACAAUACUCAUCUUAAGAAAUGUGCAUUAUUUGAAAAGCCACGUCUGUCUAAUGUGGCUUUUAUUAUCAAACACUUUGCAGACAAGGUAGAGUAUCAGUGUGAAGGUUUUCUGGAAAAGAACAAAGAUACAGUAUUUGAAGAACAAAUUAGAGUGCUGAAAGCAAGUAAGUUUACACUGCUAACAGAACUGUUCCAAGAAGAGGAGCAGAACUUGAGCCCUACUUCUUCUGCGCCACCCUCAGGCAGAACUUUGCUAUCCCGCACUGGGUUGCGCUCCCUGAAGCCCAAGCCUGACCAGACAAGCAAGGAGCAUAAAAAAACUGUCGGCCAUCAGUUCAGAAAUUCCCUUCACCUUCUAAUGGAGACUCUCAAUGCCACAACCCCACAUUAUGUGCGUUGCAUUAAGCCAAAUGACUUCAAGUACCCCUUCACAUUUGACUCUAAACGAGCAGUGCAGCAGCUUAGGGCUUGCGGUGUACUGGAAACCAUCCGAAUCAGCGCUGCUGGAUUUCCUUCUAGGUGGACAUAUCAGGAAUUUUUUAGCAGAUACCGUGUUUUAAUGAAGCAAAAAGAUGUUCUCAGUGAUUGGAAGCAAACCUGCAAAAAUGUUCUGGAGAAGCUUAUUUUGGACAAGGAUAAAUACCAGUUUGGUAAGACAAAGAUUUUCUUCCGUGCUGGUCAAGUGGCCUAUCUGGAAAAGAUCAGAGCAGACAAGCUGAGAAUGGCCUGUAUCCGAAUCCAGAAGACAAUCCGAUCAUGGCUUUUGAGGAAGAAAUAUUUGCGCAUGAAGAAAGCAGCCAUAACAAUCCAGAGAUAUGUUAGGGGAUACCAGGCACGAUGUUAUGCACAGUUUCUGCGUAGAACACGGGCUGCAAUUAUUAUCCAAAAAUUCCAAAGGAUGUACGUUGUUCGGCAGAAGUACCAGCAUAUACAGUCGUUUACUCUUGCUCUCCAGUCAUAUCUGCGUGGUUAUGCAGCAAGGAAGAGAUAUCAAGAGAUUCUUCGAGCUCACAAAGCUACCGUCAUUCAGAAGCAUGUGCGUGGCUGGUUAGCCCGUGUCACAUAUAAGAGAAGUUUAAGUGCUAUUCUGUACCUGCAGUGUUGUUACCGCAGGAUGAUGGCCAAAAGGGAACUGAAGAAACUAAAGAUAGAGGCACGCUCCGUGGAACACUACAAGAAACUCAACUAUGGGAUGGAGAACAAAAUCAUGCAGUUGCAGCGUAAAGUUGAUGAGCAGAAUAAAGACAACAAAUCCUUGCUGGAGAGGCUAACACACCUGGAGGUCACAUACAAUGCAGACAAAGAUAAGCUAAGAAAUGAUGUUGACAGACUGCUCCAUGUUGAAGAGGAGGCCAAAAAUGCAGCAAACAGAAUGGUCAGCUUGCAGGAUGAGCUUGCCAGGCUUAGGAAAGAGCUGCAGCAAACACAGACUGAAAAGAACCGCAUUGAAGAGCGGGCAGAGAAAUACCAGACAGAGACUGAACGGCUUGUUGCUGAGCUGAGAGAACAGAAUGCUUUGCUGAAGACUGAAAAAGAGAAACUGAAUCUUUUAAUCCAGGAGCAGGCAAAAAAAAUGACAGAGGAUAUGGAGAAGAAAAUUAUAGAAGAAACAAAGCAGUUGGAGCUUGAACUGAAUGAUGAACGACUACGGUACCAGAAUCUCCUCAAUGAGUACAGCCGCCUGGAGGAGCGAUACGAUGACCUGAAGGAUGAAAUGAAUACCAUGAGUCCUCCAAAGCCAGGACACAAGCGCAGAGACUCUACUCAUAGCAGCAAUGAAUCAGAAUACACUUUUAGCUCUGAGAUCACAGAGUCGGAAGAUUUCCCAUACCGAUAUGAGGAGCCUGCUGAUAGAAAAACACCACUGGACAUGUCUCUGUUCCUUAAGCUUCAGAAACGGGUAAAGGAACUUGAGCAGGAAAAGCAAGUAAUGCAAGAUGAUUUGGAUAAGAAGGAGGAACAGAUAAUACGAGCCAAAAUGAUGGAGGAGGCAAAGACACCAACCAGAGGUACAGAACUGGAGUAUGAAUCACUCAAGCGUCAGGAACUAGAAUCUGAGAACAAAAAGCUGAAGAAUGAUUUGAAUGAGCUGCGGAAGGCAAUCACUGAGAAAGCUUCCCCAGAUGCUAAAGGCCGUGGUGGAACUGUGUAUCAAGUUCUCUUGGAGCAGAUGACAUCAGUAAGUGAGGAACUUGAAGUGCGUAAGGAAGAAGUCCUUAUACUGAGGUCCCAGCUGGUGAGCCAAAUGGAAGCCAUUCCACACAAGGAUGACAAGGACACAAUGACUGAAUCUAUGGUUCUUUCCGAGGAUGUACAGAAGAUGAAGGAUAAGAGGGAAAUUGCCCAGGCAUAUACUGGCAUGAAGGAGACAAAUAGGGUUUUGGAGUCCCAGCUGCAAUCGCAGAAAAAGGCCUUUGAAAAUGAAGUGGAAGCUCUCAGAGGUGAGAUCCAGGCUCUAAAAGAGGAGAACAACCGGCAGCAGCAACUUUUAGCUCAGAACCUCCAACUGCCACCUGAAGCACGGAUUGAAGCCAGCUUGCAGCAUGAAAUCACCAGGCUUACCAACGAGAACUUGUUUUUUGAGGAGUUAUAUGCAGAUGAACCCAUGAAGUAUCAAUCGUACCGGAUCUCCCUGUACAGACGGAUCAUUGAUCUGAUGGAGCAACUUGAAAAGCAAGAUAAGACUGUCCGCAAACUGAAAAAGCAGUUGAAAGUCUUUGCCAAGAAAAUUGGGGAGCUGGAAGUGGGUCAAAUGGAAAAUGUUUCUCCUGGUCAGACAGUGGAUGAACCCAUUCGUCCUGUUAAUAUUCCACGCAAAGAGAAGGACUUCCAAGGAAUGCUGGAAUAUAAGAAAGAGGAUGAAGCAAAGCUCGUCAAGAACCUCAUUUUAGAACUGAAGCCUCGUGGUGUAGCAGUCAACCUUAUUCCAGGUCUGCCAGCAUAUGUUUUGUUCAUGUGUUUGCGUCAUGCCGAUUACCUCAACGAUGAUCAGAAAGUUCGCUCCUUGCUUACUUCAACUAUUAAUGGUAUCAAGAAAAUCUUAAAGAAACGAGGAGAUGAUUUUGAAACUGUGUCCUUCUGGCUGUCCAAUACGUGCCGGUUCCUCCAUUGCUUGAAGCAAUACAGUGGAGAAGAGGGAUUUAUGAAGCACAACUCCUCACGGCAGAAUGAGCACUGUCUGUCCAACUUUGACCUCGCUGAAUACAGACAAGUCUUGAGUGACCUGGCCAUUCAGAUUUACCAGCAGUUGGUCAGAGUGUUGGAAAACAUCUUACAGCCAAUGAUUGUUUCAGGAAUGCUGGAGCACGAGACUAUUCAGGGUAUGUCUGGAAUCAAGCCUACCGGGCUGCGGAAGAGAACUUCCAGUAUAGCAGAUGAGGGAACCUACACAUUAGACUCCAUUGUCAGACAGCUUAAUACCUUCCAUUCCAUAAUGUGUCAGCAUGGGAUGGAUCCUGAACUUAUCAAGCAGGUGGUCAAACAGAUGUUCUACAUCAUUGGUGCCGUCACACUCAACAACUUGCUCUUGCGAAAGGAUAUGUGCUCUUGGAGCAAAGGCAUGCAGAUAAGGUACAAUGUGAGCCAGUUGGAAGAAUGGCUGCGUGACAAGAACCUGAUAAAUAGCAGCGCUAAAGAAACACUGGAGCCAUUAAUUCAAGCUGCUCAGUUACUGCAGGUGAAAAAGAAAACCGAUGAAGAUGCAGAAGCCAUUUGCUCCAUGUGCAAUGCUCUGUCUACUGCCCAGAUUGUCAAGGUGUUGAACCUCUACACUCCAGUCAAUGAGUUUGAAGAGAGGGUGUUGGUAUCAUUUAUAAGGAAUAUACAGAUACGUUUAAGGGAUAGGAAGGAAUCCCCUCAGCUGCUAAUGGAUGCUAAGCAUAUCUUCCCCGUCACGUUCCCUUUCAACCCUUCCUCGCUUGCCCUAGAAACAAUUCAGAUUCCUGGCAGCCUUGGCCUUGGCUUCCUCACACGUGUCUAAGAUAUAUAUAGAUAUGCACUGCUUGCUACCGAAGUAUCAUUCAUCUGAACCCCACUUGGAUGCAGCUGUAUAUUUGCAACCUAUGACCGUGGAGAAACUGGAGGAAAUAUCUCACCUUGCACCACUCAUUAAGAUUGUCUAUACACUUACAGAGUCAUGGUUUUAAAUUGUCUUUAACCUCAAAGUCCCUUUUUGCGUUAUUAGUCCUGUUGUUAUUUAAGGUCUGUUAGACAUUCCUUUACUGGCAGGACCCAAAACAAUAAUACUGGAGCAUGGGAGACAGAUAUUUCUGCAUGGACCAUAUAAAUAAGGAGGGAGAACAUGGUGUAUUUUUUUUUUUAAGUUUGGUAGAGUAUUUAGCCCACUGUUCAGUGGAUCAGUAUGGGCUCAGGUGUAUAAUAUGCAAACAGUCACCAAUAGUCAAACUACAUUAUUAUUUAUGUCUGUUGGAAAACUAUAAAAAGACAAGUAUUAAGGACAGUUGUGUAAUGUAGAUGUUCAUUUGUUAGCACUGUGGUUUAUUCUGCAUAUUCAAUUGCUGCUGUGUAAUGUGUUCUUCUCUUGUGAACAUAUCUGUGUUAGGCACUACAAGCAUAGUCAUCUCUGUUCCCCCCAGUUUACAGUCCCAUGUCAUCUGUUUUAUAGUGCAAGUCAUCUAUAUAUAUACUACAGAAUAUUUUUCCUUUAAGAUAAAAGAGGCACUUUAAGCACAUACAUCUCAGUGAUAAACAAACGUCUUAUGAGUAAAAUAAAGAGAGCCUUAAAGAA